AUGGAGCGCGAUGUUUUGGACGACUUUCUGAACAGGCGCGUUGACUUGAUGCUUCAGCGCGGGAUGUUGGCCGAGGCCAAAGCAUUUUGGCUGAAAAACGGUGGGAAGCUCCCGCAUAAUAGCCUCUCCGAGGCGAUUGGAUGCAAAGAGUUUUCCCAGUUCUUUACUAGCGGUAACCCGUCACUGAUCACAAGCAGCGAUUGUGAGAACGCAGUCGCGCAAGUCAAGUCGAAUACUCGCCGGUACGCCCGACAGCAGGAGCGAUGGAUUCAAAAUCGCCUUCUUCCACUUUUGCACUCCUCUUCCUUAAAAGAGGCACCAACUCACUUUGUGCUGCUGUGGGCGCAGGAGGGCGUGGACGCUUUGGCUUCUGUUCAAAAGACUUUGGAUACUUUUUUCGGGACAUCCCCGGAGCAGACUCUCGCAGAAUCGCUGUUUCCAUUAAAGCAGCAGCCGGCUUCUCGCGAGCCAGUUUCACAAGAGGAGUGCAAAAUAUGUAAGACUCUGGUCUACGGUCGCGGUCAGAUGGUGGUGCAUCUCAAGUCGAAGCGUCACCGAGGUUCUCUAAGACGCUUGGCACUGGAAAAGGAGCACAGAGAGAAGUAUGGGCGGGAGCUGCCACCGUCAAAGAGGAAGCGGAGCAGCUGA
This is a messenger RNA of Leishmania mexicana MHOM/GT/2001/U1103, 648 nucleotides long. RefSeq lists its product as hypothetical. NCBI's taxonomy places the organism in Eukaryota, Euglenozoa, Kinetoplastea, Trypanosomatida, Trypanosomatidae. The coding region runs from base 1 to 648 and encodes 215 amino acids. Gene Ontology annotation, cellular component: mitochondrion. The transcript has a single exon. The record is from RefSeq and is a predicted model, not a curated record. Gene Ontology annotation, molecular function: tRNA dimethylallyltransferase activity. Gene Ontology annotation, biological process: tRNA modification.